CGACUCGGUCAGCAUCAGUGUUCUCGGGGUUUCGACAGCGUAUAGUGUGUUUGAAACGCUAAGUGCUUUUUCCAGUUUUCUUCCCUUCUGAGCCAAUAACAAAAAAACACAAACACCAUGGACGCCAUCAAGAAGAAGAUGCAAGCGAUGAAGCUUGAGAAGGAUAAUGCCAUUGACAAGGCAGAUACCUGCGAGAAUCAAGCCAAGGAUGCCAACUCCCGCGCCGACAAACUCAAUGAGGAAGUGCGCGAUCUGGAGAAGAAGUUCGUCCAGGUUGAGGUCGAUUUGGUCACCGCCAAGGAGCAGCUGGAGAAGGCCAACGCCGAGCUGGAGGAGAAGGAGAAACUGUUGACCUCCACCGAGUCUGAGGUCGCCACCCAGAACCGCAAGGUCCAACAGAUUGAGGAGGAUCUGGAAAAGUCUGAGGAACGCUCGACCACCGCUCAACAGAAGCUGCUGGAGGCCACACAGUCGGCCGAUGAGAACAACCGUAUGUGCAAGGUGUUGGAGAACCGCUCCCAGCAGGAUGAGGAGCGCAUGGACCAGCUGACCAACCAGCUGAAGGAGGCCCGCAUGCUCGCUGAGGAUGCCGACACCAAGUCCGAUGAGGUUUCCCGCAAGCUGGCCUUCGUUGAAGACGAGCUGGAGGUCGCUGAGGAUCGUGUCCGCUCCGGCGAGGCCAAGAUCAUGGAGCUCGAGGAAGAGUUGAAGGUUGUCGGAAACUCCCUGAAAUCUCUGGAAGUGUCCGAGGAGAAGGCCAACCAGCGCGUGGAGGAAUUCAAGCGCGAGAUGAAGACCCUGGCCAUCAAGUUGAAGGAGGCCGAGCAGCGCGCCGAGCACGCCGAGAAGCAAGUGAAGCGCCUGCAGAAGGAGGUCGACAGGCUAGAAGACGAGUUGGGCAUCAACAAGGACAGGUACAAGUCCCUCGCCGACGAGAUGGACUCCACAUUCGCCGAGUUGGCUGGAUACUAA
Drosophila persimilis is the source of this 972-nucleotide messenger RNA. It is a transcript of the gene Tm2, whose product is annotated as tropomyosin-2. The transcript has 4 exons. Gene Ontology annotation, molecular function: actin filament binding. The record is from RefSeq and is a predicted model, not a curated record. NCBI's taxonomy places the organism in Eukaryota, Metazoa, Arthropoda, Insecta, Diptera, Drosophilidae. Bases 118 to 972 code for a protein of 284 amino acids. Gene Ontology annotation, biological process: actin filament organization; muscle contraction. Gene Ontology annotation, cellular component: actin filament.